Molecule: messenger RNA, 3510 nt
Organism: Fukomys damarensis (Damara mole-rat)
Lineage: Eukaryota; Metazoa; Chordata; Mammalia; Rodentia; Bathyergidae
Gene: Ipo7
Product: importin 7
Exons: 25
Coding region: 197-3313 (1038 amino acids)
Biological process (GO): protein import into nucleus
Cellular component (GO): cytosol; nuclear envelope
Molecular function (GO): small GTPase binding
Source: RefSeq, a predicted model, not a curated record
CGCACAGGCAGGAAGUGUCCGGAGCAUCUCCCGCCUCCACGCCGAAGCAAAGAGGUUCUAUCCGGGGCCUUGGCGCUUCUCUUUCCUUUCGCGCCGGUUGCCGCUGCGGAGUGCGGCGGGUCCAUGUGCGCAGUGUGUGGCGCUAUUCCUGGCCCAACAGCACCCGUGCCCCGGGUUUGACCGAGUCCGCGCCGCGAUGGACCCCAACACCAUUAUCGAGGCCCUGCGGGGCACCAUGGACCCAGCCCUGCGCGAGGCCGCGGAGCGCAAGCUUAAUGAAGCACACAAGUCUCUGAAUUUUGUUUCAACACUGCUCCAGAUUACAAUGUCAGAACAACUGGAUUUACCUGUGAGACAGGCAGGUGUUAUCUAUUUGAAAAAUAUGAUAACACAGUAUUGGCCUGAUCGGGAAACAGCACCAGGGGAUUUAUCUCCUUAUACUAUACCAGAGGAAGAUCGACAUUGCAUUCGAGAAAAUAUUGUAGAAGCUAUUAUCCACUCUCCUGAGCUCAUCAGGGUACAGCUUACUACAUGUAUUCAUCACAUCAUCAAGCAUGAUUAUCCAACCCGCUGGACUGCCAUUGUGGACAAGAUUGGCUUUUAUCUCCAGUCUGAUAACAGUGCUUUUUGGCUAGGAAUUCUCCUAUGUCUUUACCAGCUUGUGAAAAAUUACGAGUAUAAGAAACCAGAGGAGCGGAGUCCUUUGGUAGCAGCAAUGCAACAUUUUCUGCCAGUUCUAAAGGAUCGUUUUAUCCAGCUUCUUUCGGAUCAAUCUGAUCAGUCUGUUCUCAUCCAGAAACAAAUAUUCAAGAUCUUCUAUGCUCUCGUUCAGUAUACAUUACCACUGGAGCUGAUAAAUCAACAGAACCUGACAGAGUGGGUAGAAAUUUUGAAGACUGUUGUGAAUAGGGAUGUACCUAAUGAAACCCUUCAAGUUGAAGAAGAUGAUAGACCUGAAUUACCAUGGUGGAAAUGUAAGAAGUGGGCUUUACAUAUUUUAGCCAGGCUUUUUGAAAGAUAUGGAAGCCCUGGCAAUGUUUCCAAGGAGUAUAAUGAAUUUGCUGAAGUAUUUCUGAAGGCAUUUGCUGUUGGUGUCCAGCAAGUUUUAUUGAAGGUAUUAUAUCAGUACAAGGAGAAGCAAUAUAUGGCUCCUCGAGUUUUACAGCAAACAUUAAAUUACAUUAAUCAAGGAGUUUCCCAUGCCCUUACUUGGAAGAAUCUGAAGCCUCACAUACAAGGCAUUAUCCAAGAUGUUAUUUUUCCGUUGAUGUGCUAUACAGAUGCUGAUGAGGAACUUUGGCAAGAAGACCCUUACGAGUAUAUACGCAUGAAGUUUGAUGUCUUUGAAGAUUUCAUUUCUCCAACCACUGCUGCCCAGACACUUUUGUUUACAGCCUGUAGUAAGAGGAAAGAGGUAUUGCAGAAGACUAUGGGAUUUUGUUACCAGAUUCUUACAGAACCAAAUACAGAUCCUCGAAAAAAAGAUGGAGCCUUGCAUAUGAUUGGCUCUUUAGCUGAAAUACUUCUGAAGAAAAAAAUCUAUAAAGAUCAGAUGGAAUACAUGUUACAGAAUCAUGUGUUUCCUCUCUUCAGCAGUGAACUAGGCUACAUGAGAGCAAGGGCUUGCUGGGUACUUCACUAUUUUUGUGAAGUAAAGUUCAAAAGUGAUCAGAACCUACAAACAGCAUUAGAGCUGACAAGAAGAUGUCUGAUUGAUGAUAGAGAAAUGCCUGUUAAAGUGGAAGCUGCCAUUGCACUCCAGGUGUUGAUCAGCAAUCAAGAAAAAGCUAAAGAAUAUAUCACACCAUUUAUCAGACCUGUAAUGCAAGCUCUUCUUCAUAUUAUAAGAGAAACAGAAAAUGAUGAUCUUACCAAUGUAAUUCAGAAAAUGAUCUGUGAAUAUAGCGAAGAGGUUACUCCUAUUGCAGUAGAAAUGACACAACAUUUGGCAAUGACAUUUAACCAAGUAAUCCAGACUGGGCCAGAUGAAGAAGGAAGUGAUGACAAAGCAGUUACAGCCAUGGGAAUUCUUAAUACAAUAGACACACUUCUUAGUGUAGUUGAAGAUCAUAAAGAGAUAACCCAGCAACUUGAGGGAAUCUGCUUACAAGUCAUUGGCACUGUUUUACAACAACAUGUCUUAGAAUUCUACGAGGAGAUAUUUUCAUUGGCACAUAGUUUGACAUGUCAACAAGUGUCUCCACAGAUGUGGCAGCUACUACCCCUUGUCUUUGAGGUCUUUCAGCAAGAUGGCUUUGAUUACUUUACAGACAUGAUGCCUCUUCUGCAUAAUUAUGUAACAGUUGAUACAGACACACUUCUGUCCGAUACCAAGUAUCUUGAAAUGAUAUACAGUAUGUGCAAAAAGGUUCUUACAGGAGUUGCUGGGGAAGAUGCAGAGUGUCAUGCUGCAAAAUUGUUAGAGGUCAUCAUUCUGCAGUGCAAAGGGCGUGGCAUUGACCAGUGCAUUCCCUUAUUCGUGGAAGCAGCUUUAGAGAGGCUGACAAGAGAGGUUAAAACAAGUGAACUUCGAACGAUGUGCCUGCAAGUUGCAAUUGCAGCUUUGUAUUAUAAUCCACACCUGCUGCUCAAUACCUUAGAAAAUCUUCGCUUCCCUAAUAAUGUUGAACCAGUUACAAAUCAUUUUAUUACACAGUGGCUUAAUGAUGUUGACUGUUUCUUGGGGCUUCAUGACAGAAAAAUGUGUGUUCUGGGUCUCUGUGCUCUUAUUGAUAUGGAACAAAUACCACAAGUUUUAAAUCAGGUUUCUGGACAAAUUUUGCCCGCUUUUAUCCUUUUGUUUAAUGGAUUAAAAAGAGCAUAUGCCUGCCAUGCAGAACAUGAGAAUGACAGUGAUGAUGACGAUGAAGCUGAUGAUGAUGAUGAAACUGAGGAACUGGGGAGUGAUGAAGAUGAUAUUGAUGAAGAUGGGCAAGAAUAUUUGGAGAUUUUGGCUAAGCAAGCAGGCGAAGAUGUAGAUGAUGAAGCUUGGGAAGAAGAUGAUGCUGAGGAAACUGCUCUGGAAGGGUAUUCCACAAUCAUUGAUGAUGAAGACAACCCUGUUGAUGAGUAUCAGAUAUUUAAAGCUAUCUUUCAAACUAUUCAAAAUCGUAAUCCUGUGUGGUAUCAGGCUCUGACUCACGGUCUUAAUGAAGAACAAAGGAAACAAUUACAGGACAUAGCAACUCUGGCUGAUCAAAGAAGAGCAGCUCAUGAAUCCAAAAUGAUUGAGAAGCAUGGAGGAUACAAAUUCAGCGCUCCAGUGGUGCCAAGUUCUUUCAAUUUUGGAGGCCCGGCACCAGGGAUGAAUUGAGUUACCACUUUCUUUCCUGCUGUGUGGUUGUAGUGAAGAGCUUGUGUUCCUCCUUGUAGUGGUUCCAGAACUGGUUCGUGUUAUCUACUCUAAACUAAUUGAUCAAUAGAUGGACAGAAAAAAGGAAGAAACCCAGGAGUUGGGACCUGAUCAUGCAACCUGGCACUGGAUGAGAAACCAGAGGGAUAUGGGGGAGG